CUAGUGCGUCUCGGGUAGUUUCCCAACAUUAAACAAAUGAUGUGACCGGUUUUUUGGGGGGAGACAUACGUCGAAGUUUAGAAGGUAUGCAAAGUCCUGAAUGAAGGCGUUGUUUCUUCUUUAGAAUAAAAGAUUUGUCUUUCGUAAAACUGUGUGUAUUGGCCGGGUGCUCGAGUCAUUUAGCCUUUAUUAUUGUUGAAGUUUGAAAGCUUGGCCUUCUUCAAAGGUUUGCAAGGGAUGCAGACAACACCAAAGUGAGACCUGUUCAAACAUUCCAAGAUCAUCACAGCAUGCCCCAUAGAGUAGCUCAGGGUAUAACCCACUGCUUAUGGAGCAUUGAACCAUAUUAAACCCAUUGCUGGUUGAAGCAGCAUUGUCAGAAUUGAUUCAAGGUGAUGGUUGAAGGUACUUUGGGCCUAGAGACAAUGUAAAUCGAGCAUAAGUCAUGCACGAGCUCGUUGAACAAACUGAAGAACUCGUUUUUCAUCGCGGCCUUUCUGCGAUUUCUGCUUGCGACAGGUGAGCAAAGGAACAGAAUGAUCGAGACGAGUUGCACCACAAAGCUUUGAUCAACUAGAGCCGAGCAGAGACGAAUUGGGCAGGAAACGCCACAAGAUUCCCUUGGAGGUUCAGGUCUAGCAAAAUGUAGUUGAGUGACAGGUGGGCUGGUUCACCAGCACGCUCGAACGCCAUCUCUAACGUCAACGCAGUUGCGCAUGCUCUCACCUGUGUGUUCACGUAUGUGGCUCUUUAAUGUAUGCUCUCUCAUGUAUUGCUCACAUGUGUGCUCUCAUUUGAUGGUGCUUUGAUGCGUAAGAACCUUUACCUACCCCAAUGUUUUGCAGCCAGAAGAUGGGAGCAUGCACGGAAAGAAGGUGCAGGUCUCAUCCACAGGUGGAAGUUCUACGCCAUCCUUCGGUGGCAGCGAGGAGUUCGAGAUCGAAGCUUCCAAAGAGGAUCUUCGUGCAAGCCCAGACAGGACACCCGCUCCCUACACCGCACGUCAACGCCGACGUGAUCGAGGAUAAUUGGGACAGAUGACGACCAAUGACCAAAGGAGGAAAUCAAGUUGACUGGCUUCAGCCGAUGGUGUUGUAGAUCCUUUGAAGAGAAGGAGGAUGACCAUGAAAGCAGGAUCAGGCUCAGCACACAGGCUGAGCAAACAUUUUUGGAAGAAGUUGUGUAUUCUUUGUGAAAAGGGACAAAAGUGUGAGAGAGCAUCGCACCUCUCAUGGGGUUUGGCGUAUGAUGACGACAUCACACUAACAACUUGGAAUGGCACCAUUUUUGGACCAAUUGACACCGCCUAUGAUAACCGCAUUUACUCCCUGGUGAUUGUGACCGGGCCUAGCUAUCCUGAUGUUCUGCCUGAAGUUCGCUUCACGGCGGGCAUCAAUAUGAAUUGCGUGGAGCCCGACGGACAGGUGAAACCCACAUGGGGAGUCCUAGGCAAUUGGAAGCGAGAGUACACUAUUGAGACGGUCUUAGAUGCACUUCGACGCGAGAUGUGCAGCCCCAACAAUCGCCAUUUGGCACAGCCUGAUACUGCGCCACCGGCGGGAAAUAGCUAGAAUCUAGCAGCAGCAAAUGAUUGGAAGAAGCAGAAGAGGAAGAAAGCAAGAGGGGCGGCGGAGCGUGAGAGGCUGACCCGGGAGGUGUCAUGAUCCACGAGAUUCCAUUUGUUUCAUGAACUCAGACACAUCCGGU
Durusdinium trenchii is the source of this 1707-nucleotide messenger RNA. The record is from the annotation of a GenBank genome assembly. Lineage: Eukaryota; Dinophyceae; Suessiales; Symbiodiniaceae.